AUGGCUCCUUCUAAAAUUGUGUACUGCAUGACUUGCAUGGCAGUUGGCGCUAGCGCCUUUGCCCCUGCUGUUCCUUCCUUCGCGGGUGUUGCCGUUGCAGGAAAGGCCAGUGUCACAGUUAACCAUGCUUCUGGAUGUGCCUGUCCGAGCUGCAGCCGAGCAUCGACCCAUGGAGCCAACUGCCUUUGCAGCGGUUGCGUCAGUGCUCACUCUGCGGGAUGUGCCUGUGCUGCCUGCAGCAAGUCCGCUUUGUCUGCUCAAAGGCACGGAUCCGACUGCCUCUGCAGUGGAUGCGUGAGCCCCCAUGCUUCCGGAUGCGCUUGUGCUAGCUGCAGCCGAGCAUCUGCACAUGGAGCCGGAUGCGUCUGCAGUGGAUGUGUGAGUGCCCACCCUACUGGUUGUGUCUGUGCUGCCUGCAGCUAA
Messenger RNA from Seminavis robusta, 423 nucleotides. Lineage: Eukaryota; Bacillariophyta; Bacillariophyceae; Naviculales; Naviculaceae. The record is from the annotation of a GenBank genome assembly.